CAAAGGAGACGAAAUCCGCCAUGGAAAAGGGCAAGCUCAACCGUCUCUGCUUCGGUCUCUUCUUCUCACUCUGCUCCGCCGUCUCUUCCAUAUCCGAAUCGGAUUCAGAUUGUGUGUACACGGCGUACAUCCGAACCGGAUCCGUUUGGAAGGGCGGAACGGAUUCCAUCAUCAGCUUGGCCCUGUACAACGCCGACGGUUACGGUGUACGGAUCAACAACCUGGAGGAGUGGGGCGGGCUUAUGGGCGACGGCUACGACUACUUCGAGAGGGGUAAUCUCGACAUUUUCACCGGCCGCGGCCCCUGCUUGAGUUCUCCGGUCUGCGCCAUGAACCUCACCUCCGACGGCUCCGGCCCGCACCACGGCUGGUACUGUAACUACGUCGAGGUCACCGUCACCGGCGUCCACGAUUCCUGCAACCAGCAGCUCUUCACCGUCGAGCAGUGGAUCGCCACUGACGCGUAUCCCUACGAGCUCACCGCGAUCGUAGACCACUGUUACUAUGAUCGCUCCCGGCUUGCCGCCGUCGACGGUGAGAAGAUGACGAUUCUUUGAGGGGGAUUUCGUUCCCGGUAUGAAUGUAUUGGUGUUGUAAUGGGCUUUUAGGCUUAUAGAUAUCGGCCUUGGGCGCAAACAAGGCCCAAUGCUGCCUAUGGAUAUUAUUACCAUAAAUUGGGUCAAAUUUGCCAAUUGUUAUACUGUGGACCAUGGUCCGAAAACGAUGUCGUUUUUUU
Molecule: messenger RNA, 736 nt
Organism: Ipomoea nil (Japanese morning glory)
Lineage: Eukaryota; Viridiplantae; Streptophyta; Magnoliopsida; Solanales; Convolvulaceae
Product: PLAT domain-containing protein 3-like
Exons: 2
Coding region: 21-557 (178 amino acids)
Molecular function (GO): protein binding
Source: RefSeq, a predicted model, not a curated record